UCAGUGAAAUUCAAAUUCUGAACAAGUUAACUUUCUCGGAUUUAGCCGCUUUGGGUUGCAAGAAUAUGAAUAACCAUAAUUUGUAUCAGGCAUUUCUAUUGGCUGCAAGCGUUCUUAUGGUUGUUUCUGAUUCCAGGAAUUCAUUAAGGCUGACUAGGAUCGAUUGCCGCGUUUGUGAAUGCGGCAAGGCUGAUAUUAAAAACUUAACGUGCAGGAUUAAAGCAAUGAGCAGGUCUAGGACGGCGAUUUUUGCUGAAGCUUUUCUGAUGCGUCCUUUCGACGAUGUAUUAGUGCAUAUGCAGAUUUUUAAAAGAAAUAGUGUUAGAUAUUUACCAUUCAUGGUGAAUGUCACAUUUUUUCCCUGCAAAUAUUUCGAAGGAUCUGACAAUACCUUUUAUGCGAAGUUUAUGAUAAAUUGGAUCAACAAAUAUUCAAAUAUAAACCAUUCUUGUCCAUAUUCGGAUCGCAUUUUUGCUGAUAAUCUUGAACCGUUUGCGGAAAAAAUUCCAGUAUUUGCUCCUGCUGGUGACUACCGUUUGGAUUUGCAUUUUUAUCAAAGCAACCUGAAGACUCUGCUCGCAAGCAUUAAUGGUUAUGGAACAAUAACCAUCCGGCCUUUCAUGCAGGGUAUUUAAUAGAGGAAUUGGU
This is a messenger RNA of Hermetia illucens (black soldier fly), 648 nucleotides long. RefSeq lists its product as uncharacterized. The coding region runs from base 66 to 635 and encodes 189 amino acids. NCBI's taxonomy places the organism in Eukaryota, Metazoa, Arthropoda, Insecta, Diptera, Stratiomyidae. The transcript is spliced from 4 exons. The record is from RefSeq and is a predicted model, not a curated record.